CGUUACACACAAGGAUCGGAAUCCUCCGCCACCAAUCGCCACCUACUACCUCCCUGUCAUCUCUCCAUUCUCCGCCGGCGAUAUUACAUUCAACGCCAGCAGCCUCUGGCUCUCUACAUAUACACUUGGAAGAUAUAUAUACAACUACAUCAAGUUACACAGUGAAACUGCAUAGAUAGAUAUAUACAGAUACAGGUAACGGAGAUCGGAAAAUGGCGACUAAGAAGUUUAUAGUAGAGGUUGAGCCGGCAAUAGAGGCGAAAGAUGGAAAGCCGUCGAUGGGACCUGUCUACCGUAGUGUGUUUGCUAAAGACGGUUUUCCAGCUCCGAUUGAUGGUUUAGAUUCCUGUUGGGAUGUUUUUCGCCUGUCAGUGGAGAAAUACCCCAAUAAUACAAUGCUUGGUACCCGUGAAUUUGUGGAUGGAAAGCAUGGAAAGUAUGUAUGGUUGACUUACAAACAAGUAUAUGACAAGGUGAUACGGCUUGGAAAUUCUAUCCGUGCAUGCGGUGUUGAGCCAGGAGGACGGUGUGGGAUCUAUGGUGCCAAUUGUGCAGAAUGGGUUAUGAGCAUGGAGGCAUGUAAUGCUCACGGGUUGUACUGUGUGCCUUUAUAUGAUACCUUAGGUGCUAAUGCAAUAGAAUUCAUUAUUUGCCAUGCUGAGGUCACACUUGCUUUUGUAGAACAGAAAAAGCUCCCUGAGGUGCUAAAAACAUUCCCCAACGCUGGAGAAUAUCUAAAAACAAUUGUGAGCUUUGGGAAAGUUACUCCUGAACUAAAAGAACAAGCUGAAAGCCUUGGUUUGGCAAUAUAUUCAUGGGAUGAAUUCUUGUCACUGGGUGAUGAUAAACAUGUUGACUUGCCUGUGAAGAAGAAAAGUGACAUCUGUACAAUAAUGUACACUAGCGGAACAACCGGUGAUCCUAAGGGUGUUCUGAUUUCCAAUAACAGCAUUGUAACUCUUAUAGGUGGUGUACAUCGUCUGCUAGGGAGUGCAAAUGAAUCACUGAAUACACACGAUGUCUAUCUCUCAUUUCUGCCUCUAGCACAUAUAUUUGAUCGGGUUAUUGAAGAAUGUUUUAUCAAUCAUGGGGCCUCUAUAGGAUUUUGGCGUGGGGAUGUUAAAUUGCUGAUUGAAGACAUAGGGGAGCUGAAACCUACUAUUUUCUGCGCUGUUCCUCGAGUUUUGGAUAGGAUUUAUUCAGGUUUGCAACAGAAAAUAUCUUCUGGGGGUUUUCUCAAACGUAACUUGUUUAAUCUUGCGUAUUCAUACAAGUUACAUAAUAUGAAGGGAGGGAAAAAACAUUCAGAGGCAUCUCCAUUAAGUGACAAAAUUGUCUUUAGUAAGGUAAAACAGGGACUAGGAGGGAAUGUACGCAUUAUUUUAUCUGGAGCUGCUCCACUAGCUGCUCAUGUAGAAGGUUACCUGAAAGUGGUGGCAUGCUCGCACGUCCUUCAAGGAUAUGGUCUGACGGAAACUUGUGCUGGAUCAUUUGUCUCGCUGCCAAAUGAAAUGAGUAUGGUGGGUACAGUGGGCCCUCCAGUACCAAAUUUGGAUGCUCGCUUGGAGUCUGUUCCUGAGAUGAAUUAUGACGCCCUUUCAAGCAAACCACAGGGAGAAAUAUGUAUAAGGGGGGAUGUUCUGUUUUCAGGGUACUACAAGCGUGAGGACCUUACAAAAGAAGUCUUAAUCGAUGGCUGGUUCCAUACAGGUGAUAUUGGUGAGUGGCAACCAGAUGGAAGCAUGAAAAUUAUUGACCGUAAGAAAAACAUCUUCAAGCUCUCACAAGGAGAAUAUGUAGCAGUUGAAAAUCUGGAGAAUGUUUAUGGACUUGUUUCCGACCUUGAUGCGGUAUGGAUAUACGGGAAUAGCUUCGAGUCUUGUCUUAUUGCAAUUGCCAACCCAAAUAAACAAGCGGUCGAACAAUAUGCUGAAGCACAUAAUAUUUCCGGGGAUUUCGAGUCCUUAUGUGAAAACCCGAAGAUUAAGGAAUACAUACUUGGAGAGCUGACUAGAGUUGGAAAAGAGAAAAAGUUAAAAGGUUUUGAAUUCGUGAGAGCUGUUCACCUUGAUCCCGUCCCUUUCGACAUGGAGCGUGACCUUCUGACCCCGACAUUCAAGAAGAAAAGGCCUCAAAUGCUCAAAUAUUACCAGACAGUAAUUGAUAACAUGUACAAGAAUAUUAACAAGAAGUAAAAGAUGGUGUGGUGUCUCCUCUUCUAAUUGGGUUUUUUCGAUCACCUCUGGAUUUGUUUUGAUCCUAUUUUCUUGGGUAUGUGACUGUACAGUAGUGUUGUUACAUAUAUAAUAUAUAAUAUUAUAUAUAUAUAUAUAUAU
Molecule: messenger RNA, 2336 nt
Organism: Cynara cardunculus var. scolymus (artichoke)
Lineage: Eukaryota; Viridiplantae; Streptophyta; Magnoliopsida; Asterales; Asteraceae
Product: long chain acyl-CoA synthetase 4-like
Exons: 19
Coding region: 213-2195 (660 amino acids)
Biological process (GO): fatty acid metabolic process
Cellular component (GO): endoplasmic reticulum; membrane
Molecular function (GO): long-chain fatty acid-CoA ligase activity
Source: RefSeq, a predicted model, not a curated record